AUGGGCGGGCUUAUUCCGAGCAACCCUCUGACCUAUAGUAAGGUCAUCAAAUUGCACAGCCAGCGGGAAUUUCGCCUACCGUUAUUUUGGUUAGUAAAAAAGAAUAACACUUUAGGUCCCACAUGCUACUACUGCACGGAGUGCGGCCUCGGCUUCGCUCAGCCCAAUGCCCUCAAAUCACAUCUUUUUCUGGCGGCUUGCGGGACGGGCGGCCGGGAGGUGGAUACAAACACGCGGACAGAAACGCUCCGGCAUACCUGCACCUUCUGCGGACGACGCUAUGCCCGACGCUACAGUCUUGUGAUCCACCAGCGCACCCACACUGGGCACAAGCCCCUCAUCUGUCGGGUGUGCGCCCGACGCUUCGGCGACCCCUCAAAUCUAAACAAGCAUCUACGAACUCACGGUGUGGGAAUUGGGGGUAGUAGUAACAGUGGAGUGCGAAAUCCCUAUGUCUGCAGGACCUGUGGAAACGUCUCCGCCAGGAGGAGAGAUUUCGAGAGGCACAUGAAACGUAAACAUGAAGCCGAGAGAACUUGA
Messenger RNA from Echinococcus granulosus, 540 nucleotides. RefSeq names its product PR domain zinc finger protein. The coding region runs from base 1 to 540 and encodes 179 amino acids. NCBI's taxonomy places the organism in Eukaryota, Metazoa, Platyhelminthes, Cestoda, Cyclophyllidea, Taeniidae. Gene Ontology annotation, molecular function: RNA polymerase II cis-regulatory region sequence-specific DNA binding; DNA-binding transcription factor activity. The record is from RefSeq and is a predicted model, not a curated record. Gene Ontology annotation, biological process: regulation of transcription by RNA polymerase II. The transcript has a single exon.